Molecule: messenger RNA, 3464 nt
Organism: Ruditapes philippinarum (Manila clam)
Lineage: Eukaryota; Metazoa; Mollusca; Bivalvia; Venerida; Veneridae
Exons: 6
Coding region: 449-2701 (750 amino acids)
Cellular component (GO): cytoskeleton
Source: RefSeq, a predicted model, not a curated record
AUGUAUUUAUAGUAAUAUAUAAAAAAUAUACUGUGAUUUAUAAACUGUAUAUGUUUCGUAUUACUGACUGUUUAAGUGCAAUAUACGAUGAAAACGAAUUAAUGUACAAAUAAGAUUUUAUGUUAAUUAAUAUCUUUUUAACGAUUUGCUGAAAUCAAUAGAGGAAGUUCAAUGAAUGGAAUGGUCACGAAUUGUAAAAUGUCAGUAUAAUUAUUUACUGUACUUGUAUUUUAGGAUUGUAUAUUUAAUUAAUCAAGCAUAAAAAUUAUUUUACUGUAAAUGGUAUGACUACGCCAGAUCAUUUUCUAAUUUAGUGUAUUAUGAUAAUGUAAUAAAAUACGUGACUUAAUCUUACUAUGUAAACAUUGACUAUUCGCGUUUGACUACGGUUUCUAUCUAUUUCUAUUUAUUCAUGUAAAAAUGUAAACUUCCAUUCAUGUAGUUUGUAAUGGCGGAGGGCUAUGAUGAAACUUUAUCGAAUUAUGGAGGCAGGAGUGAUACAGCUCCGAUGGAAAAAGCAGAGCUUCAUCUAGCAGAGCCUUUGCAACAUGAAAGCAGUGAUACCUUUGAUUUGCAACGAGAGCUCCGUGUGGCUCAGGAAAACAAUUCAAAGCUUGCUGAAAAGCUUGGAAAGAUUCAAAAUUCAUACAAAUUAAAAUCAACAGAUCUAGAUGCUGCUACUACAAAAAUACAAGAUCUUGAAGCGUCAGUCCGAAGUUUGAGAGCACAGGAAGAUGAACUAAAAGCUAAUCAUAUGGAAGAAGUUAUUGCAUACAAAGAUGCUAAUUAUGAUUUAGAGAAGCUGCUGAAAAAACUGUCGACACGUGUCAAGGAAUUGGAAAGCUCCAAAGAUGACCUGGUAGAGAAAGCAAAGGCUUUAGCGGAAGAAAUCACAAGGUUGAGCGAAUCUUUAAAACAAUUAAAUGUAGAGAAAGGCAACGCAGAAAAGGAGCUUUCAGAAACAAAAUCCAGGUUGAGUACACUGAUAGGUGACCAAUUAUCCAACAACAACCCCGACAUUGCAGAUCUAAGCGAUGAAUAUAGACCAACAAAACUUGUUGAGAAAUACCAAGAGCUAUAUGAUAACCAGCGGACAAAUGCUUUUGAAAUGGCUGAGGAGUUUUUCUUGAAUGAGACGGAAAAAACAAUAAUAACUGCUUUGCAGCAAAUAUUGCAGAAUGUCUAUCAAUUCUGUAAUGAAGAGGUCGCCGAGCAGGAAAAAGACUUUAUGAAGGCAAUGUUUAGAAUAAGCGACACGAAAGAGUUACACUCUGCAAUACCAGAAAACAUCCGAAUAAAGCUAAAUGAAUUGAAACGGUUCGCAGUGACAAAGUCUACGGAAUAUCUUCUUGAGAAAUAUCUUAUGUCUUGUGACAAAACAAACCAAAUUGGACGGUUUACGGAACAUUGCAAGGAUUACGUGCUCGAAUGUAUAAAUCUAUGCUGGCAUAUGGUCAAUCAAAAUCCUCCAGUUGUACUCCAUCUAGGUGUUAACAGCGGUGAUACGUUUAAUGGCAGUAUGUAUAAACACUAUACAAUGACUGGAACAGUUGUUGACUUCGUCGUUUGGCCUGCACUCCUGCUUUUUGAAUAUGGAUCUGUUCUCUCAAAAGGCGUUGUUCAAUGCGUGAAGUUAUCUCAAGACUCACAAUCUGUGAGAGCCAUGUCCAAACAGGUUACUUCCACUAAAAAUGGUAUACCAUCUGGUUCCUCACGAUUAACGAGUACUGUAGCACACGGUAAUGUAGCAGACCUGACGCAGACUAAGGCGCAAUCUGAAUUAAAUCAAAAUCAUGGUCAGAAUAUGAAACGUGACCAGAACUCGAAAACGGAGAAGGUCCACAGUGAAUUCAACGUUAAACUAACAUUGCCAACUGAUUGUUCUAAGAAGCCAAUGAAAAAUGCGCAAUUACAUACCCAGCACUCGACUGUGAAGAGCUCUCAAGGAGAUGUCCAUCAGCUUAUACCGACAGACAGCCAACGUCAAGAUAAACAGCAAAUUUCCCGGAACUCCUGUCCAAAGCAAGCAACCGAUGAAGUUGUCAAUGAUAUGCAGAAAUCAUCAGGAAAUAUCCAUCAUCAUGAGACAGCUUCCGAUUACGUCCAUCAAUUUCACGGACAAAAGGAUCGUUCUCAACAAACUCAGAUCAAUGCUGCUAAUUGUCAACAGUAUCAACCGCAUGCUGGUGACGUCAGGCAGAUACAACCAAACAACUACCAUAAUUAUUUUCCUAAUAACGGAAACGUUUCUCGACCAAAUUGUGGAACAUUCAAACACUUUCAAUCAAACACAGGUAUAUCGGAGCAGCAGCAGCAACAACAGCAGCAGCAACAACAACAGCACCAUCAUCAACAACAAAAACUGCAGCAACAACAACAGCAUCAGCAGAGGCAACAACAACAACAGCAUCGUCAUUAUCAACAACAACAACAACAACAGCAGCAGCAACAACAACAUUUUCUUCCACAGCAGUCAAACACUGGUGUCGGCCAAGCUCCUUGCGAACGAACGUCUGCGCAAGCAAUGUACGGGAAUAAGCAUCAACAACCGUUGGUAAUCGACGAUCCUCCUAAUCAGCAAGAAUUUGACUUUUUUAUCAGAAUGCUACGCACUAGAAGUGAAGCCCAUGCAAGAUUGUGUUUGGGAGACAAAGUCGUUGACAGAUUAAAGAACUACAUGCACUAUAAAUACAGAUACUAGAAGUCCCCAAAGAAAGGCCAAAAUGGCACAUUGGAAAUGUUGCAGACUCGGAAAUCGCUUUCUUCUGUACAUAAAAACCAGACUUGAUUGUAAUCUAUGUUGACCAAAUGUAGGGAUGAAAUGCGUCUUUCUGCCACAUUCAUUAAUAAAUGUGCUCAAUCUUUAAACUACAGCUAGUUUACCUUAACAAAAACAACAAUCAAACAAACAAUCAUGAAAUCCCUACGUGUUUGGUUUAAGUAUGCGUUACCAGAUUUUUUUUUAAAUUCUAGAGUUAAAAUUGCUUUGAAGACAGACAUAUUCUCAAAUAACCAGCGAUGUAUUUAUGCGUGUUAGAUAAAAAUAUACGUUAUUUGACUUUAUAUGACCAAUCCACAGAAAUGUUGAAUUAUCAUUUAUCAUAAAACUACAAUAAAAUUAGCAAAAUGUGUAUAAAUAUUUUCUGUACAUAUUUAUUCCGCUUAUUAUAUCAUAAAGUUAUCUUUUUUAUAUUGUGAAUAAAUAUGUUUAUUAGCAAGAUAAUGUGUUUAUCAAUAUAAUUGCAAUGCUAUAUAAACUCUUUAUAAAAUCUUUCUUUUCUCUUUCUUUCUUUUUUCUUCCUAUUGUAUUAUUUGUUUUCCUUUAUUCUUUUUUCGGUAUUAUAAUUUCUAAUUCUUAUCCCGAUGAUUACUUAUAAAUAUAACGUUUACUUCGUCACAAAUAUUUACAUUCAACUUUUUUGAUAAUUGUACAAAAUAUUAUAAAAUCGACUCAUUAUAAAGUU